Molecule: messenger RNA, 2064 nt
Organism: Mercenaria mercenaria
Lineage: Eukaryota; Metazoa; Mollusca; Bivalvia; Venerida; Veneridae
Exons: 1
Coding region: 1-2064 (687 amino acids)
Molecular function (GO): protein binding
Source: RefSeq, a predicted model, not a curated record
AUGCUGAAUGAAUCUAUAGUAAAUACACUCCUAAAAUUAAAUGAUCAGAAGAAUACAUUAUACAAUUUAGGCAGUCAGUCGGAGGGAACAACUACACUAGGACUUAGUUCUGACUUUGACCAAGUUAUCUGUUUAAAUAUAUAUAAUGUGAUACAGGACUGGAGGGAUUGGCAGCCUGGUGUACAAAAUCUAUUGAUGAUUCAGGAUGACACUGUAUCCCCUGGUUACUGUUUGCUACAGUGCCUGAGACAAGAUGUUCCUCUUCCAUACAAUGAUGUACCUAAUGAUGUACCUAAUGAAUACUUUUUCAGAGACAGGACAGGUAGAAUACUACUAAGGAAUAAAACAAUGUCUGAAGCAGCUCAAUUUACUGCAACAACAAUAGCAGCAACUAAUGAUACAGGAGGAGCAAGACAUGGUCCAGCAUAUACACAACAAAGAAAAAGGGUUCAAGACAUUGACAUUGUUGGUGCUUUACCCUGUAAAACAUGGUCUUUACAAGCUAAACAAUGGUUAGACUGGCAAAGUGUAGGUCAGUGGCCUUCAAAUGAUAUAAAGAGAUAUUGUAGCAACACUGGAUGUUUUGUUGUUGGAGUUGGAAGCAAAGGCAGUGAAAACCAUGAGCUUGAAUGGAGAAUAUCAACAUCUUUAGCAGAAAGGUGUUUAAUGUUUAAUCUCAACAUCACACAGAUUCGGUGUUAUGUCUUAAUGAAGAUGAUAUUAAAAACUUACAUCAAGCCACACUGUGAAGACUCCAUUUCAAGUUUCAUGUGUAAAACAGUUUUGUUCCAAUUAACUGAAAUUACACAUUGUAAUUUCUGGAGAGAAACAAACUUACUUGUUUGUCUAUCAGUGUGUCUAUGUGUCCUGUACAAUAGUGUUUUGAAUGAAAACUGUCCACAUUUCAUCAUACCAGGAAAUAAUUUGAUGGUAGGACAAAUUGUUCAAGAAUCUAAACCUCACAUUCUUGAAAUAUUACAGUAUAUUAUAAACAGUGAAGGAACAACAUUACUAGGGAUCAAGUGCGAUGCUCUUGGUGCAAGGCUUCAGUUGAAGUUGAAUCAUUUAUGCUUAUACAACUUAUGCCCAUUUAAAACAAUUGACAUAUCAGUAGUUUCUGGGAACUUAUUAAGAGCAACUGCAACUAUGUUGAAACAAGAAAUAGAUUAUCGUCUAGCUUUUAUUCGCAACACCAGGUAUGAAGUGGCUAUUCAAACAUUGAUGAAGUAUAUUUUCAAACUUAUUAUUUCUAAUCAAUCCCAAGGACUGGACAAAACAGCUUGCAGCCUUCUUGCACCAUGGUUUUGUUCAACACUGGGAUCUAUCCUGGUAUCUCUCAACAUACAACAGCAUAAUGGUAUAUCAGCAGAAGCUUUCAACUGGAUCUCACUGGGUCUGAACACAGAUGUUGCAUCAAAUAAACUGAAGCUAGCAUCCUCGUUUUAUUGUAUAGAGGAUUAUCACAGAACAGAAAUUGUGCUCACAGAUAUUGAAGGCAACUAUGACCUUAACAUUGUUGAGCCUACUUGUGACUGCUUCUACUACUUCCGUCAAGCUCACAGAGGAGGGUUCAAUGCAGUAUGUGACAAUCAUACUGAACUAGCUCUUCAGUAUGCUACAGCAUUCUGUGUCAGAUUUCUGCCAUUCGAAGUUAACUGCAUUCCUACUGAACUGCAGUAUGAAAUAUUCAGAUCUACACAAGAGGACCUUGCUUUUGGAGGUAGGACAGACUACUGGAUGGACUGGGCAGUUGUAGAUGCCCUCCCUUACUUGUACUUUCUACAAUACAAGACUUACAGCUAUCUUAGGAGACAAGAUGAUAAGCAAAGAGCACUUUCCAGCCUCAUCAGGACUAUUGACCAAGAACCAAACCUUGGACACAGGGAAACAGCCUUAAAUCUGCUUGGACAGUGUAUUGAACAAGAGAACUGCCCAACAGAUGCUUUAUGUUGUUAUUUAGUAUCUCUAGAUCUAAGGGGAAGAAACAAUGCUGCCAGGAUCCAUAUAUGUAGGUUUCUUUCUGCUAUGGUAAAUGACCAGGUUCAGAACCAAUCACUCCUGUGA